CCCACUGCCCCUCCCCCUCUGCAGAAUGUCUGGGGUCCUGUGUUCCAAACCUAUUUAAAUUCAAAUUUUCCCUGCUCCACUUGGACUCAGGAGCAUCUGUUGAGCCAGGUCACUCUCUUGGUCCUACCCUUGACUUUUCUCACUGCGGAAACUGCCAGACAGCGGUGGUCAGUGCCCAGCCUGAGGGGAUGGCUUCAAAUGGAGCAUACCCAGUGCUGGGACCGGCCGUGACCGUGAACCCUGGCACCUCCCUGUCUGUGUUCACGGCUCUGCCCUUCGCCACACCUGCUCCCGGCCCAGCACACGGGCCACCCCUCAUGACUGCAGGGGUUCCUACAGGCGGCCCACUGGUGCUGUCUGCCUUGCCCAGCACAUCUCUGGUGGCAGGACAGGAUGGCCACGGCCCAAGUGGGGCCGCGGCUUCCAACGUCUUUGUCCAGAUGAGGACAGAGGUGGGGCCUGUGAAGGCCCCUCAGGUGCAGACCUUGGUCCUAACUCAGGCCCCCCUCGUCUGGCAGGCUCCAGGCACCCUCUGCGGAGGUGUCGUGUGUCCGCCUCCCCUACUGCUGGCAGCUGCUCCUGUGGUGCCUGUUAUGGCUGCCCAGGUGGUUGGGGGCACCCAGGCCUGUGAGGGAGGCUGGUCCCAGGGCCUUCCUCUUCCACCAGCACCACCACCGGCUGCCCAGAUGCCCCCCAUCGUGUCUUCAGGGAAUGCUGGGCCAUGGCCACAAGGGGCUCAUGGAGAGAGCAGCCUGGCUUCCUCCCAGGCUAAGUCCCCACCAGACAACUCCUGCAACCCCAAGAGUGUCUAUGAGAACUUCCGACUCUGGCAGCACUACAAGCCCCUGGCCCGGAGGCACCUUCCCCAGAGUCCUGACACCGAAGCACUUUCCUGCUUCCUCAUCCCAGUUCUCCGAUCCCUGGGCCGGCGGAAGCCCACCAUGACCCUGGAGGAGGGACUGUGGCGAGCCGUGCGGGAAUGGCAGCACACAAGCAACUUUGACCGGAUGAUCUUCUACGAGAUGGCGGAAAAGUGA
Rhinopithecus roxellana (golden snub-nosed monkey) is the source of this 1037-nucleotide messenger RNA. RefSeq names its product NUT family member 2D-like. The record is from RefSeq and is a predicted model, not a curated record. The transcript is spliced from 3 exons. The coding region runs from base 189 to 1037 and encodes 282 amino acids. Lineage: Eukaryota; Metazoa; Chordata; Mammalia; Primates; Cercopithecidae.